Messenger RNA from Plasmopara halstedii, 195 nucleotides. RefSeq lists its product as uncharacterized. Lineage: Eukaryota; Oomycota; Peronosporomycetes; Peronosporales; Peronosporaceae. Bases 1 to 195 code for a protein of 64 amino acids. The record is from RefSeq and is a predicted model, not a curated record. The transcript is spliced from 2 exons.
AUGACUGUGCCUCACAGUCCCAUUACCCCUGGGUGGGACGCGGAGUGUCAUGGCAGCGCGUACAUUCUUCCAGCAAGCGCACAAAGAGCAAGCGCCACUGGCCCUAUGCCAGCACAAAUACCCAAUCGACGCAGCCGUGUACUGAACGUUAUCUUUCUGAAUGAAGCGCGUCACGUCAACUGUGAUGCGUCGUGA